Molecule: messenger RNA, 1155 nt
Organism: Adineta steineri
Lineage: Eukaryota; Metazoa; Rotifera; Eurotatoria; Adinetida; Adinetidae
Source: the annotation of a GenBank genome assembly
AUGACGUCAGUUAAUAAUAUAUCAAGAAUUUGUGCUACAUGUCGAAAAGGUGGUGAUGUAUUUAUGUGUCGUGGAUGUCGACAAACAUUUUGUGCUAAACAUGUUGAUGAACAUCGUAAAAAACUUUCAAAAGAAGUCGAUAAACUUGCUGAAGAACAUGAAUUAUUAGGACGUAAUAUGAUUCGUGAUAGUGAAGUACAACUUCUUGUUUCUAUUAUUGAUACAUGGGAACAAGAAUCAAUUGCAAGAAUUAAUCUUGCUGCCGAAACUGCUCGAACGGAUUUACAAAAAUGGACUGAUCGAAAUAAUAUUGAAGUUAAAAUUCCAUUUGAAAGAAUAACAAAUGAAGUUCGAUCAUGUCAACAAGCUGAUGAUUAUACUGAAACUGAUCUUAAAAGAUGGAUUCAACAAUUAGAAGAAUAUCGAAAUAAAAUGGAAAAAUUACCUAUUCUCGAUAUGAUAGACGAUGAAGGAGAUACAGAAAAUAUUCGUCUAAUUAAAUUAAAAGAAAAUCAUGAAGAAUCAAAAGAAUUUGGUUCGACUACUAAUAAUUCACAAUUUACAUUUGAACAAAGUAUGAUUAGUUUUCAAGAACCAACACUUCUUGUUCGUGAAAGAUUUGAUGAUGUUAAUGGAAUAGCUACAGUAUCAGAAGAUGGUCUUUUAGCAACAUAUUCAGGACCAUGGUUAGGUCAUUCUGGUAUAUGUGGUAUUAAUCUUUAUUCAUCAGGAACACAUCAUAUUCGUUUUCGUCUCUUAGAAAAAUUUUAUGAUCCACCAUUUUUUGGUAUUAUUACUGCAUCACAAACGAAUAUGGAAAAAGUUUUAGAAUCAAUAUCUACGAAUGGUUGGUGGAAUCUUGAUCUUCCUAUUAGAAAUGGUGAAAAAGAUCAUCGAAUUCCAAAAGAUAAAAUUAUUCGAUCGUAUGAUGAAUUAACAUUAACAGUUGAUUGUGAAAGAAAACAAAUUUUUCUUAAACAUCAUCGAUCGAGAAGAUUAGCUCAUUUACCAAUUGAUAUUCGAGCAUGUCCUUUUCCAUGGAAAAUUCUUGUCGUUUUACAUCGUCGUGAUGAUGCUGUACGAAUUAUUGGUGGUACAUUAACUUUAACGAGAGAAAAUUUAAUAAGCAGAUUGAGUCAAAAACGAAAUGUGUAG